This is a messenger RNA of Columba livia (rock pigeon), 8592 nucleotides long. It is a transcript of the gene DTL, whose product is annotated as denticleless E3 ubiquitin protein ligase homolog. The record is from RefSeq and is a predicted model, not a curated record. Gene Ontology annotation, biological process: mitotic G2 DNA damage checkpoint signaling; proteasome-mediated ubiquitin-dependent protein catabolic process. Gene Ontology annotation, cellular component: nucleus. Lineage: Eukaryota; Metazoa; Chordata; Aves; Columbiformes; Columbidae. The transcript is spliced from 15 exons. Gene Ontology annotation, molecular function: protein-macromolecule adaptor activity; protein binding. Bases 167 to 2359 code for a protein of 730 amino acids.
UGUGGCCUGCAGGCCCGGCCCCUCCUCGCCAGCCAACCAGAGGAAGGGGGCGCGGCGCGGCGGGCGCCUGCUGUCCAAUGAGGGGCCGAGGCGCGUUUGGCGGGUCGGUCGGUGGCGGGAGUCGCCGCCACGAGUCGCAUCCCGCGCGCACCGGUUGCUGUUGGCCAUGCUGUGCCGCGCGCUGCUCCGCCGCGCCUCGGCCGCGCCGCCCCGUCGGUCCUCGCCGCUCCCCCUGCAGCACCUCUUGGACAGCUACCAGUGCAGCCGAGAAGAUGACCACCUGUCCUGCGGGGAAACGGGGAUGCCCGUCCCUCCUUUCGGCUGCGCCUUUUCUGCAGCCCCGAACUUGGAGCACGUACUGGCAGUUGCAAAUGAAGAAGGAUUUGUUAGACUGUACGAUACUGAAGCUCAAACUACCAGCAAACUCAUCUUUAAAGAAUGGCAGGCUCACUCAAAUGCUGUAUUUGACCUUGCCUGGGUACCAGGGGAACACAGGAUUGUCACUGCUUCGGGAGAUCAGACAGCCAAGGUGUGGGAUGUGAGAGCCGGGGAGCUUCUUGGCAUAUGUAAAGGUCACCAGUGUAGCCUCAAGUCAGUUGCUUUUUCUAGAUUUGAGAAAGCUGUCUUCUGUACUGGAGGCAGAGAUGGAAACAUCAUGGUUUGGGAUACCAGAUGCAACAAAAAAGAUGGAUUUUAUAGGCAAGUGAAUCAAAUCAGUGGAGCACACAAUGUGGUCGACAAGCACACUCCUUCCAAACCAAAGAAGAAGAGGCAGAACCUAAAGGGACUUGCUCCGUUGGUGGAUUUCCAGCAGAGUGUAACUGUGGUGCUGCUUCAGGACGAGCAUACUCUUAUUUCUGCAGGAGCUGUUGAUGGUGUGAUCAAAGUAUGGGACUUGCGCAAAAACUAUGGGGCUUACUCUCAGGACCCGGUGCCUUUCAAGUCUUUUUUAUACCCUGGGACCAGUACUCGCAAACUUGGAUAUUCUAGCCUCGUUUUGGAUUCCACCGGUGCUAAUCUGUUUGCUAAUUGCACUGAUGACAGUAUCUACAUGUUCAACAUGACAAGUUUAAGGACUGUUCCAGUGGCAGUUUUCAGCGGGCACCAGAAUUCAACCUUUUACAUCAAAUCCAGCACCAGCCCAGACGACCAGUUCCUAGUCAGUGGCUCGAGCGACUGCAACGCAUACAUCUGGAAGGUUUCUGAGCCCAGCCUUCCUCCACGGAUACUCCUUGGUCACUCUCAAGAAGUUACCUCCAUUGUUUGGUGUCCUUCAGACUUCACUAAGAUUGCCACGUGCUCUGACGACAACACUGUGAGGAUUUGGCGCUUACGACAUCAUCCUGAGGAAGAGAAAUCAGCAUUCAACAAAAUCAACUUGGUGGGCUGGGUCACUCAGAAGAAACCAGAAGAGCAACUUGGAGCAGGACCGACAGCCAGCCCACAAAGUACUCCUGCCAAGGCCUUCACAGUGGGCAGCCCCUGUAAUUCCUCGCCACGGAUGGCUGCCUGUGCUCCCAUUUAUUCUGGAGACCUUCCCCUGCCUACAAACACUCCGACAGGCGCUCUCAAAACCCAGACGGCGGCAGCUUGCGCCCCAGCCAAGCGGAGCGGAGCCAGCCCAUGCACUUCUCCCAAACCAAACCCUUCCUCCAAAAUGUCCAUUAAACAUUGGGUUACAAGGACUCCGUGCUCUUCUUCUCCAGAAGUGGGGGCAAAGGCUCCUUCUCCUAGAAAAGCCUUGGCAGAAGUCACCCAAGGUCUCCUGGAAGCCUCUUGCCCUCCUAAAGCCCCACACUCACAGUUUGAAAAGCGUGCCAAGAGAAGGCUCGAGUGCAGCAAGGAGGAUGAUGUGGGGCAGAAGUGUCUGCAGGCCUGUAGCUGUGUGACUGAACUGGACCAUGCGGCUAAGAAAUCUAAGCUGAAUUUAUGUCACUUGGCCGCAGACCAAAAAGCUGAUGAUGAAGGCUCCCUCAGUCUGGCUGACUUGGACAAAGACUGCGAAGGCUCCAGCUGCAGCCAAAAAGAGCUCUCCUUUCCUGGAAGCCGUAUUAAUCUAUCAGGCAUUCAAACUCCUCCCCAUCUCUUCAGAUCUCCAUAUGGGAAAGACACUGAGGUAGUAGAUAAAGAGAAUAGUUCACCUGAAAGAAAAAAUUGGUUGUCUGCUCUGGGAGAGAAGCUCCGGACUGGCAGAGCUGGCAGCCAGAGCACGUCAAACAGCCCCCCGUCAUCCUGCAGUCCUGGUGCCAAACGACGAGAGACUGUGGCAGCGGCCACUUCGCCGAAAACUGCUGCAACCACUUCAGUUUCCAUGAGGAAGAUCUGCACAUACUUCCACAGAAAGCCACAAAACGACUGAAGCAGUUGCACCUGGAUGUUGACACUGUGAUAUCAAGAGCAAAUUUAGCAACACCACCAAUGAUGCGCCAGGAUUACACAGUUUGUUGUUAGACAUUCGUAAACUUGGGGUUUUAUUCUCCUGCUUUUAAAGCCAUUAACACUUGAAGUCAGCCGAGUGUGGAAAAUUUACAUAAUACUUAGAGAUACUCAUGAUCUCUUACUGACUUCAGACGAUGGAUCUUUUUAUAAGGAAAAGCAGAGUAUUUUUACAUGGCAACUGUUAUAGGCCAAAGACAGCAACAGCUUUGCUGUGCAUUGUUGACAGGCACAUAUAGCUUGUCAGUUUGUGUUACUAAUCUACUGUUGAAACUUCCUCUACUUAAGAGUAAUGUGUAAAUCAUUACACCCUCCUGAAAAGCAAGUGUUGGAAUGUGUGUAGAGAAACUUACUGGAGGUAGAUCUGAGCUACUUUGCUCUGAAUGUCAUUUCUAGUUAUUCCUCUAGUAUCAUGAUGACCCAUUUCCAGCAGGGAAUUUAUGAAUGUGUUAAGUAAAUAUAAGACUUUUAAACAUCCUGAGUCCAUCUGAUGGUGAUUAUAGUCUAAGAGGAGACAAAGUAUAAUCAAGUAUGUAAUGCCUGUGCUCCUUUUGCCAUCCCCUUGCUUCUCCCAGUCUGAAAACUCCUGUGUUUGCUGACUUAGCUGGCUCUUGAACCAUCAGCACUACAGCUGUUGAGGGCAACAGCUUGUCACUUCUCUGAAAUAAAAUACUAGCAAGGUACGUUAGAAAAAUUAGUUUGAUCUAUUCCAAAUAGUUGUCCCUUAACAGGCGGUUGCUCAGUCACAUCUUACGGAUUCAGCCUUUAUGUAGCAAAGGCAUUAAUAACUGCUUAUAACUUAAUAACACUUUUAUAAUAUGGUAUCUAUAAAAUAAUAGAUUGUAAAAUGGAGGUUGUGGCACUUGACAUUUUAGAAAGCACUUGACAGAGUUUACAUAUUAAUAUUAAAUGCUUUGCCAUUGUAAGUCAUCACUGAUGCUGACAGAACAAGGUCACUGAAAUGAGAUCACUGUCCUGCUAGCUAAUGAUACCAACUCCACAGUCACGUUUUCCCCAGGGGGAGCUAGUCCAAGAUCUGUAUCUUAGGUGGGCGCAUUUAUUCUGUCUUCUGGCAUAACAGUUCCUAUUAACUCUUACAGCUCUGAAUCCCUAUUAAGUUCUUCUACUGCAAAAUAAUUGAGGUAUUUGUAAGAGAUGUGAUCUGGCCAACUUAUGUUUUCCAUCUGAAAUUUUUGCAUCUACUUUACAGUAGCAUUGAAUAGUACAGCAGCUGAAAGGGAUUAGAAGAAAACAUACUGGCUUGUAUUUAUGUCAUAGGUUGUAUUUUGUAAGGAAAUAAAUGACUUGGGAGAAACUGGCUUUUGUGAAAGGUCUCUUACAGCUACAAAGCAAAAGUUAAUAUGUGGUGUGCUUUUUAAAGAAAAAUGAAAGUAGUCACCAUCGAGCUGCAUCUUUUAGCAGGAGCACUCAGGGACCUAGAGGGGCAAGAACGACUUUCUCCUUUUUGCUGAAUUGCAGUUCAUCACCGCAUUAGCUUUGAGGAGGUGUCAUUAGGAAAGUGGGAAAGGUAACGUAGUGCUUCAGGCAUUUUUUUAUAGUUCUUAGUUUUUAAAAAAAUUGAUUUUUAAAAAGUGAUUAUCUGAAUAGAUCUAGUAUAUUGGGCAAAACAGGAAUUAAAAAAAUCUGUUAGUUUCAUUUUAACCUUCUUCUGGAUAUUAAGGUGGAAGUAGUAGAAACAUAACCUAACGUAAGUAGCUUUGGGAUUUCAUGCUGUCUUAAUUCUAAUUAUUAGAACAACCGCAUAUGGUACAACCUGACUUGCCUACAGCCAGUUUUUCAUGCAGGAUUCUUCCACUCAGUUUGCAAAUAACAGCUUGUAGAAUAAGGAGAUGUGGACCCUCUAGAAGUACAUGAGAGACAUCAGACAUUUCAACAAUAGGAUUUCAUGCUUCUCCACUUCUUUCACAACAUUUUCUUCCUCCAGAGAAAUGUUCUGCAUCCAAACCAUUAUCUCCUAUAUCUUGUAAAUGGCUACUAGAGGUGAUUUACACUAAUGGGUUACACUUGGAUGAAUGAUAUUGUGAGAGGAUGUGAGAUUUUCUCCUUUCAAAUAGUACUUGUUUAGUGGAACAACUUGUUUCAUGGACCACCAGGCGUAAUUUCUUUCAUCUUAAGAAGACGUGAACCUGGUUCAGAGCCUAGGAGAAUUAGCUGAAACUUAUCUUCUUUUAUGACCAACUGCCUUGACCUUAUCAUGAUAAAAUCAUGAUUCCAAAAGCAUAGAAGAAUUGCUGAUAUGAACCAUAUGUCACGUGGUUUAAGGUAACCAGUGCUCUCUUUACCUGAGAAAUUGCUGAACUAAGCAUUCAAGGAGCUGAGCUCUUGUUAUGAGCCAGCAAGCUAUACCUCUGAAUUACCUUGCCUUCUGAAGCGUUUACAGAAAUGCUGCACUCAAUCUUUUAUAAUCAAACUAAGCCUUUUGAGAUACUAUUCCCAAAUCCUAUAUGUAAAUCCCACUUCAUGUAUCUUGCAGGUUUUUCCAUGCAGAUGAUAACUGCUUAUGAUGUCUCUGUCCUCAGUGUUUACCCUCUAAUUGCCGAGUGGGAUUUGGGAAUGACCACAGCAGACUAUGAUGGUACUAUCUGCAGCAGUUGUUACUCCUGCUCUGUUGGAAGUUCUGCCCAUCACCGCUCAGCUAUGAGCGGUCAACCAGUUUAGUUUCACAGCAGUUAGGUGGUGGCUUGAGCUAACCUGGCUUGUCAAAACUGAAGAGGCACUCCCAGAAUCUGUACAGAGGCAUGGUCAGCAAGCCUUGGCAAGCAUUUCUUCUGGUACCAGCACUGACUUAACAAUCCCUUGGGGAAGUUAACUACAAAAAAACCCCAAAAUUUAAUUGCCUCAGUUCCCUGACUCAGUGGCUAGUUAUACCGAAACCGCUGAGGGGACAAAAGUGGGAGUGUGGGGCCAGCAUUGCCACUGAGGGGACUGUUCUGUCAUACUCUUUCUUGAAGUGUAGAGCUGAUAGUUUCUUGUUGGUCUAGGAGUGCUGAAGCCUUCCUUUGGCACUGUUGUUUCUGCAGCCGUUGACCAUGGCUGCAAUCUCCUGGAUGAUCCAUGGAGUGUCCACACCACCCUGUAAGCUAACCUACAGAGCUUAACAAAAAACACACUAUUCUGGCAUUGAAAAAUGUUCUAGGUGCUGUCUGUAUGUGGCAUAUAAUUUCUUAACAAGUUUUGUUUAGAAAGAGACACUUUCCAGCCAGGAAUUUGCAAAAGCAUUUGGUGUGUGGAGGUAUUGCAAUAUUCAGGAGUUUACAUGUGGGUCUUGCACCCAGAAUGCCUCUUAAAGAGGUUCUUUUUGGUCAGAUAUUAAGGUUUCUUUGUAGCCAGUACUGGUUUGGCAAUAAAUGGGAGUGUUCAUUGAGUUGAGAGUCUCUGGGUGAGAACUAAGGGACAGGCUGGCAAGGGUGAUACUGUUGUGGGUGUCUAUUAUAGGCCAUCAGAUCAGGGUGAGAAAGCUGAUGAGGCCUUCUACAGGCAGCUGAGAGCAGCCUCACAGUCACAGGCCCUGGUUGUUGUGGGGGAUUUUAACUUCCCUGAUGUUUGCUGGAAGGACCAUUCAGCCAGCCAGCCACAGUCCAGGAGGUUCCUCCAGUGCCUUGAUGAUAACUUCCUCAUGCAGAUGGUGGAGGAGCCAACUAGGAGAGGUGCACUGCUGGACCUCAUCCUCACUAACAAGGAGGGUCUUGUCGAAGCGGUAAAGGUUGAGGGCUACCUUGGUUGCAGCGACCAUGAGAUGGUGAAGUUCAGCAUCUUGGGUGGCAGGAACAGAAUACCAAGCAGAAUCACAACCUUGGACUUCAGCAGGGCAAGCUUUGGCCUUUUCAAGCAAUUGCUAAGGGAAAUCCCAUGGAAAAGGGUACUUGAAGGUAAAGGGGCCCAAGAUAGUUGGUUAGCAUUCAGGGACUGCUUCUACCAAGCUCAAGAUCAGAGCAUUCCGACACGUAGGAAGUCAAGGAAGGGAGCCAGGAGACCUGCAUGGUUAAACAGGGAACUGCUGGGUAAGCUCCAGUGGAAGAGGAGAGUUUACAGAUCAUGAAAAGAGGGACUGGCCACUUGGGGAGAAUAUGAGGCUGUUGUCAGAGGAUGUAGGGAGGCAAUGAGGAAAGCUAAGGCCUCCUUAGAAUUAAACACUGUGAGGGAGGGGUCAAGGACAACAGAAAGAGCUGUUUCAAAUACAUGGCAGAUAAGGCAAUGUAGGCCCACUGGUGAAUGAGGUGGGUGCCCUGGUGACAGAAGAUACAGAGAAGGCAGAGUUACUGAAUGCCUUCCUUGUCUCUGUCUACUCUGCCGGAAGCUGUCCUGAGGAGCCCCCUAUCCCUGAGGCCCCAGAGGAAGUCAGGACAAUGGAGGAGUUUGCCUGGGUUUAUGAGGACUGGGUUAGGGAGCAAUUAAACAACCUGGACGUCCAUAAAUCCAUGGGUCUGGAUGGGAUGCACUCGCGGGUGCUGAGGGAGCUGGCUGAGGUCAUUGCUGGACCACUCUCCAUCAUCUUUGCUAAGUCGUGGGAAACAGGAGAGGUGCCUGAGGACUGGAGGAAAGCAAAUGUCACUCCAAUCUUCAAAAAAGGGCAAGGAGGACCCAGGUAACUACAGACUGGUCAGCCUCACCUCCGUCCCUGGGAAAGUAAUGGAACAGCUUAUCCUUGGAGCCAUCUCAAGGCAUAUAAAGGAUAAGAGGGUCAUUAGGGGCAGUCAGCAUGGCUUCAUCAAGGGGAAGUUGUGCUUGACCAACUUCAUUGACUUCCAUGAGGACAUAACGAGGUGGAUAGAUGACGGCAGGGCGGUGGAUGUGGUCUACCUUGACUUCAGUAAAGCAUUUGACACAGCCUCCCACAGCAUCCUUACAGCUAAACCAAGGAAGUGCGGUCUAGAUGAUCAGGUAGUGAGGUGGACUGCAAACUGGCUGAAGGGAAGAAGCCAGAGAGUCGUGGUCAAUGGGGCAGAGUCUAGUUAGAGGCCUGUAGCUACUGCAGUGCCUCAGGGAUCAGUAUUGGGACCACUAUUAUUCAAUGUAUUCAUCAAUGAUUUGGAUGAGGGAAUAGAGUGUACUAUCAGCAAGUUUGCUGAUGACACCAAGCUGGGAGGAGUGGCUGACACGCCAGAAGGCUGUGCUGCCAUCCAGAGACAUGGACAGGCUGGAGAGUUGGGCAGGGAAAAAUUUAAUUAAAUAUAACAAGGGAAAAUGUAGAGUCUUGCAUCGGGGCAGGAACAACUCCAGGUACCAGUAUAGGUUGGGGAAUGACCUGUUAGAGAACAGUGUAGGGGAAAGGGACCUGGGGGUCCUGGUGGACAGUAGGAUGACCAUGAGCCAGCACUGUGCCCUUGUGGCCAGGAAGGCCAAUGGCAUCCUGGGGUGUAUUAGAAGGGGGCGGUUAGUAGGUCCAGAGAGGUUCUCCUUCCCCUCUACUCUGCCCUGGUGAGACUGCACCUGGAAUAUUGUGUCCAGUUCUGGGCCCCUCAGUUCCAGAAGGACAGGGAACUGCUGGAGAGAGUCCAGUGCAGGGCAACAAAGAUGAUUAAGGGAGUGGAGCAUCUCCCUUAUGAGGAAAAGCUGAGGGAUCUGGGGCUCUUUAGCUUGGAGAAGAGGAGACUGAGGGGUGACCUCAUUAAGGUUUAUAAAUAUGUAACGGGUGAGUGUCACAAGGAUGGAGCCAGGCUCUUCUUGGUGACAACCAAUGAUAAGACAAAGAGCAGUGGGUGCAAACUGGAACACAGGAGGUCCCACUUAAAUAGGAGAAGAAACUUCUCCUCAGUGAGGGUGACAGAGCCUGGAACAGGCUGCCCAGGGAGGUUGUGGAGUCUCCUCUGGAGACAUUCAAAACCCGCCUGGACACAUUCCUAUGCAACCUCAUCUGGGUGUUCUUGCUCCAGCAGGGGGAUUGGACUAGGUGAUCUUUUGAGGUCCCUUCCAAUUCCUAACAUUCUGUGAUUCUGUGAUCUUCAGGUCCAUUAAGAUGAAAUUUCAUGCUUUUCCUCCUGAAGCUGACCUAAACAGUUUCCCAAGUGAGGGAAAAUUAUCACCCUCUGUUUCUUUACACUCUGUUGAUAAAACAGAACCCUUGUAUUUUUCUCUCUCUCUGAUUUGUGUAUGGCCACAUCUACAAUAAAUAAAAUACACUCUGCUACUAUACAA